AAAAACAUUUAUAACAGUUUUUUUGUGUGUAGAUUCUACACCUGGACACUGUCAACAGGUUGCUUGUGGAAAUAUUGUUGACAAUAUGGAAAUAAUGUUGAGUUGCUUCCUACUGGAAUGCUUUUUGACCGAUUGCAAUCAUGAGGGACUAGGGUGAAAAACCUGAAUAUAUUGUUCACUUUACCAGGACGAAAAACAUUCACGGUCAACUGGGAUAUCAAAAUGUGAUGUGGGGAGAAUUUUGUGGAAUUUUAUUUUCUGCAAAGCGACUUUAGUGGUUAUCCACUCGCGAUAGCCAGCGGUGUUGAGUGGAAAGACGGACUUGCUUGUUCAACGAAGACUGUGGACACUUCUGAUUUAAGGGAAUACCGUCAUUCCAAACAUUCCGAUAUGGUCACAGUUCAGGUCCAACAGUGGGUCGUUGUGGGUGCUCGGCCCAUCACUGAGCGAGCCCUUCUCAAUGGAGACUCCUUUCCUGGCACCAGUCAGGAGCUCAACAGCAUCCUUAAAAGCAUGUCAGCUGAUUCACUCCCUUUAACUCUCCUCAGUGUCAACCAGACGUCAUUGCUGCAGAACCAAACUGUCCUUCGGUCUCGUGACUGCAUACUGGAGGGGUCUGAGCUGCAGUGGAGAGAUCGUGUUUUCUUUGACGGGAUGGUCUACCUGUCUCUGAACCACAACGGCGAUUGGACACCUCACACUCAGCAAGCAGUGGCCCUCAAAGCAUUGUGGGAGCGAGUAGGGCGGAGCUCAGUGGUGGAGACGCUCCAACUUCAGGACAAAUGCAUGAACCUGAUGAGGAAAUUGAAGCUUUCCGAAGAGCAGUCAGUUCCAGAGGUUCCUUUCCUGCAGUUUUUGAUCCCUAUCUUGGCACUUUUGGCAUUUACUGGGCUCUCUGGCAUCAGCCUCAUCCUCUCCAAUCAAAGUUUGAGGCACACUGGAGGAGUUAUUGGAUCCAUCAUACACUACCCUAAGGACUUGGCAGAACUGAAUCCAGAGAUAAAGUGUCAUGGUUAUCAUACCUUAUAAUUGACCCCAAUGUUUCCCUUUGGAGUCACCUUUAUAGUAAUUGCUGGAUUGCGGUCACUAACACAACACUAUUUUAAGCACUUUAUCAUGCAUCUGUUACACAUACUGCUAAUGUGCAAACAUGCAGAAGAAUGUAAACGCACUCAUUAAACCGCACAAGCUAUUUUUGCACCUGUGCAGGUCACUAUUCCAAAGUCGUAAAGUCUACUAUCUUGUCAUGCGAUGGAUCAUUCCAAUCAUGCUGCUGUUGCCCC
This is a messenger RNA of Dunckerocampus dactyliophorus (ringed pipefish), 1283 nucleotides long. RefSeq lists its product as uncharacterized. The record is from RefSeq and is a predicted model, not a curated record. The transcript has 7 exons. Bases 391 to 1029 code for a protein of 212 amino acids. Lineage: Eukaryota; Metazoa; Chordata; Actinopteri; Syngnathiformes; Syngnathidae.